This is a messenger RNA of Gracilinanus agilis (Agile Gracile Mouse Opossum), 4575 nucleotides long. RefSeq names its product LDL receptor related protein 5 (gene LRP5). NCBI's taxonomy places the organism in Eukaryota, Metazoa, Chordata, Mammalia, Didelphimorphia, Didelphidae. The record is from RefSeq and is a predicted model, not a curated record. Gene Ontology annotation, molecular function: protein binding. The transcript is spliced from 20 exons. Bases 3 to 4385 code for a protein of 1460 amino acids.
CCAUGGAGGUGCUGCUGACGCUGCUGGCCCUCUGCAGCCCCUGGGCUCGGGCGGGAGCUUCCCCGCUCCUGCUCUUUGCCAACCGCCGGGAUGUGAGGCUGGUGGAUGCCGGAGGAGCCAAGUUGGAGUCCACCAUUGUGGUGAGCGGCCUGGAGGACGCAGCGGCCGUGGACUUCCAGUACUCCCAGGGCGUCAUUUACUGGACAGACGUGAGCGAGGAGGCCAUCAAGCAGACGUUCUUUAACCAGUCGGGCAGCGCGGUGCAGAACGUCAUCAUCUCCGGCCUCGUGUCCCCGGACGGCUUGGCGUGUGAUUGGAUUGGGAAGAAGCUCUACUGGACGGACUCGGAGACCAACCGAAUCGAGGUGGCCAACCUCAAUGGAACCUCGAGAAAAGUCCUUUUCUGGCAGGAUCUGGACCAGCCCCGGGCCAUCGCCCUGGACCCUGCUCACGGGUAUAUGUAUUGGACAGACUGGGGUGAAACUCCUCGGAUAGAACGUGCAGGGAUGGACAGCAGCGUGAGGAAAAUCAUUGUCGAUUCGGACAUUUACUGGCCCAAUGGCCUCACCAUAGAUCUCGAGGAGCAGAAACUUUACUGGGCAGAUGCAAAGCUUAGUUUCAUCCACCGAGCCAACUUGGAUGGCUCUUUCAGGCAAAAAGUGGUGGAAGGCAGCCUAACCCACCCCUUUGCCCUGACGCUCUCGGGGGACACCCUGUACUGGACAGACUGGCAGACACACUCCAUUCAUGCCUGCAACAAGAGGACUGGGGAGAAGAGGCGCGAGAUCCUGGGGGCCCUGUACUCCCCCAUGGACAUCCAGGUGUUGAGCCAAGACAGGCAGCCCUACUUCCGCACUCCUUGUGAAGAGGACAACGGUGGCUGCUCCCACCUGUGCCUGCUGUCCCCACGAGAGCCUUUCUAUGCCUGUGCCUGCCCCACGGGGGUGCAGCUGGAGGACAACGGCAAGACCUGUAAGGCAGGAGCCGAGGAGGUUCUGCUGCUCGCCCGGCGGACGGAUCUGCGCAGGAUUUCCCUGGACAUGCCAGACUUCACGGACAUCAUCCUGCAGGUUGACGACAUCAGACACGCCAUCGCCAUUGACUAUGACCCCGUGGAGCGCUACGUCUACUGGACAGAUGAUGAGGUGAGGGCCAUCCGCCGGGCCUACCUGGACGGCUCUGGGGCCCAGACCUUGGUGAACACGGAGAUCAAUGACCCCGACGGCAUCGCCGUGGACUGGGUGGCCAGAAAUCUUUACUGGACCGAUACAGGCACAAAUCGCAUCGAAGUGACGCGGCUGAAUGGGACCUCGAGGAAGAUCCUCAUCUCAGAGAACCUGGACGAGCCUCGAGCCAUUGUUCUGAACCCUGUGAUGGGCUACAUGUAUUGGACAGACUGGGGUGAAAACCCCAAAAUCGAAUGUGCCCAUCUGGACGGACAGGCCAGAAGAGUCUUGGUGAACACGUCGCUCGGAUGGCCCAAUGGCUUGGCUCUAGACCUCCAGGAAGGCAAACUUUAUUGGGGAGACGCCAAGACAGACAAAAUUGAGGUGAUCAAUAUUGAUGGCACAAAGAGAAGAACCCUCCUGGAAGACAAACUUCCCCAUAUAUUUGGCUUCACUUUGUUGGGGGACUACAUCUAUUGGACGGACUGGCAAAGGCGAAGCAUCGAACGGGUCCACAAGGUCAAGGCAAAUCGAGACAUCAUCAUCGACCAGCUGCCUGACCUGAUGGGCCUGAAAGCAGUGAAUGUCGCCAAGGUCAUCGGCACCAACCCAUGUGCGGAGAAGAAUGGCGGCUGCAGCCACCUCUGCUUCUUCACGCCCCACGCGACCAAGUGCGGCUGCCCCAUCGGCCUGGAGCUUUUGAACGACCUGCAGACCUGCAUCAUCCCCGAAGCCUUUCUGGUCUUCACCAGCCGAGCCGCCAUCCACAGGAUCUCCCUGGAGACCAACAAUAACGACGUGGCCAUCCCGCUGACCGGCGUCAAGGAGGCCUCGGCCCUGGACUUUGACGUCUCCAACAAUCACAUCUACUGGACGGACGUCAGCCUGAAGACCAUCAGCCGGGCCUACAUGAACGGGAGCUCCGUGGAGCACGUCAUCCAGUUUGGCCUCGAUUACCCCGAGGGCAUGGCUGUGGACUGGAUGGGGAGGAACCUCUACUGGGCAGACACGGGCACCAAUCGCAUCGAGGUGGCUCGCCUGGAUGGCCAGUACAGGCAGGUUCUGGUGUGGAAGGACCUCGACAACCCCCGGUCUUUGGCCUUGGAUCCCACCAAAGGGUACCUCUACUGGACAGAGUGGGGCGGUAAGCCCAGGAUCGUCCGGGCCUACAUGGAUGGAACUAACAGCAUCACUCUGGUGGACAAAGUGGGUCGGGCCAACGACUUGACCAUUGACUAUGCCGACCAGAGGCUUUAUUGGACUGAUCUGGACACCAACAUGAUUGAGUCCUCAAACAUGCUGGGGCAGGAGCGGAUCAUCAUUGCCGACGACCUCCCGCACCCCUUUGGACUGACUCAGUACAGUGACUACAUCUACUGGACCGACUGGAACCUCCACAGUAUCGAGAGAGCGGAUAAGGUCAACGGCAAGAACCGGACCCUGAUUCAGGGACAUCUGGACUUCGUCAUGGACAUUCUGGUCUUCCACUCUUCCCGCCAGGACGGUCUGAAUGACUGUGUCCAGAACAACGGGCACUGCGGGCAGCUGUGCCUGGCCAUCCCCAAUGGUUUCAGAUGCGGAUGUGCGACCCAUUAUACGCUGGAUCCAAACCACCGGAACUGCAGCUCGCCUACAUCCUUCCUGCUGUUUAGUCAGAAGUGCGCCAUCAGCCGCAUGAUUCCGGAUGACCAACACAGCCCGGACGUGGUCCUCCCUCUGCACGGCUUGAGGAACGUGAAAGCCAUCGAUUACGACCCGCUGGACAAGUUCAUCUACUGGGUGGACGGGCGCCAGAACAUCAAGAGGGCCAAAGAUGACGGGACCCAGGCAAGUGUGCUGAUGGGCCGAGGGGCAUCUCUGGGCUCCCCAGGGCAUCACAGUGGGUACAUCCAGGAGGGCCGGAAACCUCGGCCUGGAAGGCUUCGCCACCAGCCGGUGACUUUUUUCCAGCCUCAGCGUCUACUCUUAAGAAGGAGCGUGUCAUGGGGCGAGAUAGAGAGCUGGCCUCUGAGUCCUGAGGCCCUGGGUUCCAAUCCUGCUGACCUGCACAGGCUCUGGGCCUCGGGGCAAAGACGCUCAGUGCCCCAGGAGAGGGGGGUCUCUCCGCUGGCAGGACAGGCGCCCAUCCCCAUUGGCAGAGACGUUUCCUCCCCGGAGGCCAACACUGCUGAUGACCCUCCGCUGGCUGCCAGACAAACAGCCUCCGCUCCUGGCUCCCGGCUGGGCUCUCCCAGACGCCAGUUGGCCGUGGGCACGGACAGACGCAGAGUGGCCGGAGAGCGAUUCGCCCAGCCUCCCCCCAGCCCUCGUCACUUACCUUCUACCUGGCAGGCAGCAGCUGCCUUAUUCAUCUGUUUCCCUCCCCAUCCAGCGAUCUGCCUGCCCAACCAGUUCCGCUGUGCCAACGGCCAGUGUAUUCUCAUCAAGCAGCAGUGCGACUCGUUCCCAGACUGCAUGGACGGUUCUGAUGAGCUCUUGUGUGAGAUCACGAAGCCCCCUUCGGAUGACCCACCUUCGCACAGUAACGCCAUCGGCCCCGUCAUCGGCAUCAUCCUCUCCCUCUUCGUGAUCGGGGGCAUGUAUUUUGUUUGCCAGCGAGUGGUCUGCCAGCGAUACGCAGGGCCCAGCGGGCCGUUCCCCCACGAAUAUGUCAGCGGCACCCCUCACGUGCCCCUCAACUUCAUAGCCCCUGGCAGUUCUCAGCACGGCACCUUUACAGGCAUCUCCUGUGGCAAGUCCAUGAUCAGCUCCAUGAGCCUCAUGGGGGGCAGCAGCGGCCUGCCCCUCUACGAUCGCAACCACGUCACCGGGGCCUCAUCCAGCAGCUCAUCCAGCACCAAAGCCACUUUAUACCCACAGAUCCUGAACCCGCCUCCUUCUCCUGCCACCGACCGCUCGUUGUAUAACACGGAGAUGUUCUACUCUUCAAACAUUCCUUCGACCACGAGGUCGUACAGGCCGUACAUCAUCCGAGGGAUCGCGCCCCCCACGACCCCGUGCAGCACGGACGUGUGCGACAGCGACUGCACGAGCAGCCGGUGGAAGGCCAGCAAAUACUACAUGGAUCUGAAUUCGGACUCAGACCCCUACCCGCCCCCUCCCACGCCCCACAGCCAGUACCUCUCCGCAGAGGAGAGCUGCCCCCCGUCACCAGCCACCGAGCGGAGUUACUUCCAUCUCUUCCCGCCACCCCCCUCACCCUGCACAGACUCCUCCUGACCUCGGCCCCACCGCCUGGGCCCGCUCCCCCUCUCCCCUGUAAAUAUUUUUAAAUAUGAACAAAGAAAAAUAUAUUUUAUGAUUUUAAAAAAUAAAUAAAUAUGGUUGGGAUUUUAAAACACGAAAAAUGUGAAUCCUACCAGGGCGGGCAGGGCUGGGAAAACUCUGUACAGAGGAAAAAUAUUUAUAA